This is a messenger RNA of Ostreococcus lucimarinus CCE9901, 2037 nucleotides long. RefSeq lists its product with no specific name. Gene Ontology annotation, molecular function: RNA binding. Gene Ontology annotation, cellular component: nucleolus; preribosome, small subunit precursor; 90S preribosome. The coding region runs from base 1 to 2037 and encodes 678 amino acids. The record is from RefSeq and is a predicted model, not a curated record. Lineage: Eukaryota; Viridiplantae; Chlorophyta; Mamiellophyceae; Mamiellales; Bathycoccaceae. The transcript has a single exon. Gene Ontology annotation, biological process: endonucleolytic cleavage to generate mature 5'-end of SSU-rRNA from (SSU-rRNA, 5.8S rRNA, LSU-rRNA); endonucleolytic cleavage in 5'-ETS of tricistronic rRNA transcript (SSU-rRNA, 5.8S rRNA, LSU-rRNA); endonucleolytic cleavage in ITS1 to separate SSU-rRNA from 5.8S rRNA and LSU-rRNA from tricistronic rRNA transcript (SSU-rRNA, 5.8S rRNA, LSU-rRNA).
AUGGACGACGCCGCGCGCGAGGACGCGCUGGAGAAGCGACGCGCCAAGUCUGGGUACGACGGCAGCGUGCAGGGAUGCGACGGGCGGCGGUACCGCGUCGACGAGGACGCGGUGGCGUACUACGACGAGAUUCAGCGCGCGCUGGACGCGUGCGAACGACGGGCGCGCGAGACGGCGCGCGAGGACGAGGAGGAAGCGCGCGCGAUCGAGGAGGAAGCGCGCGCGAUCGGGUCGAACGCGCUGGAGGGAUGCGAGGGGCAGGAGUGCGCGCUGAGCAUGGACGCGCGGUGCUCGCGGACGCUCGAGGCGUGCGCGACGCGAGCGACGCGAGAGGCGGUCGAGGGGUUCAUGAAACGGUGCGGGGAGGUGACGGAAGCGAACGGUGGGGGGUAUUACGUCAUGGCGAAGUCGUUGUUCGGGUCGAGGGUGCUGGAGAGCGCGAUGGGGGUGAUGAUGGAGAAGCACCUGAGGACGGAGGGCGCGAACGAGGCGGACGAGGCGAGGACGGAUGCGUUUCGGAGGGAUGUGUUGGAACCCAUGGGACGCGCGUUGGUGGAGAACGCGGUGGAUGUGGCGUUCGAUAAGCGCGCGAGCCCCGUGGCGCGGAAAUUUUUAGCUUUACUCGCGGGAAGGGCGGAUUUGAACGCGAGCGGCGGCGGCGGCGGCGGCGCGCGAAGCGACGGUAAGAGUCUGGCGGAUAAGCUGCGUGGAGGGACGUCCGCGGCGGGGAAAUUUUCUAGUUCACACAACGCGUCGUAUAGAUUCAAUGAGGAGCUGAGGAAGUUCUCUGACGCCAUGUUGGCCGCCAUCGAGGAGGAGUUGUGGAAUUUGGUCGAGGACACGUGCGGGAGCGCGUUGUUGCAAGCCACGCUCAAAGCGCACGAAGGCGAUGGCGAGGCGUUGAAUUGGAUCAUACCCGGCUUACUCGGCUGCGCGCCCGCCGAAGGCACGACCGAAGGCGAACUUCUCGCGGACGCCCAGGAGUGGGAUAUCAAGAAUGUGAUGCAGUCGCGCGCCGGAUCGCACUUGAUGGAAGCCAUCCUGGGUGUCGCGCCGAAAGGUUUGUUCAACGAAAUAUAUCGACGUUUUUUCCGUGACAAGAUGAUUUCUACCGCGAAACAUCCAGUGUCCAACUUUGUGCUUCAGGCGUUAUUGGCGGCGACGAAGGAUCCCGAACACGUCUCGAGCACGCUCGGCGAGCUCUCGCAAGUGUUCGGGACUUUGCUUCACGAAAAGCGUUCGGGCGUCGUAGCCGCAACGUUGGCCGCGUGCGCGCGAUUGAAAGUGGCCGAAAAGGACAGCGCCAAGGCGCUCGCGCGAGGCCUGACGCUCAAGAUGGAGGCUCGAAAGGAAGGUCGUUCGCAGCUCGCGCCGGCGCUGUUUUGGCUCGACACGCCGAAUUACGGUCGAUGCUCGGUACUCGGGAGCGCGAUGUUUCAGACGCUGUUCAAGUUCAACGCCGAUUGCGUGCCCAUGUUUUCUGAAAGUUUGGUGUCCAUGACCGACGUCGAGGUCUUCAAGGUGUGCCAGGACAGCGCCGGAUCGCGAGCGAUAGAGGCGUUUUUGGCGUCGCCGUCGCAAAAGCAAAACUUGAAGAAGGAAUUCAUCGCCAAGCUCAACGGUCGAUGGGCACAGCUCGGGCUGUCGCCCGUUGGUUCGCAUGUACUCGAAGCGUGCUAUCGAGAAGCCGACGCGCGAGGUAAGGAGCUCAUAUUAAGCGGGCUUGCCGGACAAGAAGGGCCGCUCAACGCGACGAGACACGGCCCGAUUCUCAUGCGACGUCUCGGCGUCACGCAAUUUAAAGCCGCACCAGAUCAAUGGAAGAGUAAGCAAAAGACUGCAGAGACGAUGAUGAGUGAGUUUGAGAAGGAGUUCGGCGCGGAUGAGCCGACGAAGAGCAAGAGCUCGAAGCGCAAGGAUCCACCGGUCAAGGAGACAGUCAUCGAGAAGAAGGUGAAGAAGGAAAAAACCGAGAAGAAGGCGAAGAAAGAGAAGAAGGACAAGAAGGACAAGAAGGACAAGAAGGACAAGAAAUAG